Molecule: messenger RNA, 1560 nt
Organism: Trichoderma harzianum CBS 226.95
Lineage: Eukaryota; Fungi; Ascomycota; Sordariomycetes; Hypocreales; Hypocreaceae
Exons: 4
Coding region: 1-1560 (519 amino acids)
Biological process (GO): ubiquitin-dependent protein catabolic process
Molecular function (GO): ubiquitin protein ligase activity
Source: RefSeq, a predicted model, not a curated record
AUGUACGGGUUGCACAGACCGUUCGCCGUGGGCUUCGACUCACAACUUCAAAUGGGCCCCCCUGGCGGGCUUCCGGUGCCCGGUACAGCGCCUCGAUCCUAUCAGUCGUACUCUCAUCCUAUGUCUAUGCCCCAUGCUCGACCAUGGUCUGAGGGUUUCUCGCCAAUGCCGGUUCCGCCUCCUGUUCCACCAAACCCUCUUGCUAUGCAAUAUGCCCAACCCAGCUUGUAUCCCGGGCAGACGUCGGAAAACGAGCUGGGUCAGGGGCAGAGUGGCGUAGCCCUGGAAUCAGAUGUACAGCCACAUAUUGUCUAUCCACCACAUCAUCCAGUCCCUCCCAUGAACCAAUUUCCCGGAUCCUUAUCCACGCCUCUGCAGACCAGUCCCCAUCCUCUACCGCCGUUCCGCCGGCCCCAAUAUCACUCUGUGUCUGGAACCCCUCCACGAGUCCCGCGCCCCUCCCUCCAUGGCCCGCCACCCUAUUAUGUCGACCCAUCUGGGCCUCCAGCACACACGCAUCGCAGAUCGGGCCAUUCUAGGGCACGCCGGUCUGUAAAUAGCCGUUUGACAGCUGCAGAUAUGAAUAGAGAUAUAGAGGAGAACGGGACACAUGAUACUAGUGGCCCUAGAUCGGACCGAGACCGAGUAAUAAACCAGUUGCAGGGCGCUGUGGGAACUGCCAACGGGGCCACAACUGAGCAGAGAACUCAUACCUUGGCGGAAAAGAUGACAGUGAAAUCUUCGCGUUCUCUUUUGCAGAAAGUCGAGAUUCAAGAAUUGCCGGAGAAUGAGAGAACUUGCGUUAUUUGCUACAAUGACUACGGCGCAAAAACUCCCGAGGGAAUUAACGAGGAACCUCUGCGGCUGCCAAAAUGCAAACACGUCUUUGGGAACCACUGCCUCGCAAGGUGGUUUGAGGAUUCUGAUAGCUGUCCAUACUGUCGUGACAAGCUAGAGCUGCCGCCUAAGCAUCCGGAGCGCGUCGUCAAUCAGUUUUUUACGGCUAUGAUGAGUGCUCGUCAUCAACUUCCUCCUGGAGCAACGGAAGAGAUGUAUCUGAGGCUCAUGUCCAACCUUGUAUCUGCUGAGGGCCUUGGUGGAAGUCAAGAGCUUGCUAUGGAAAGGCGUCCGUUUCAUGCGACUGGUGACUCAGAUUCAUCUUCUUAUGACGGCGAAACCGCGUCAUCGGCCUCGUCGAGGGCAACGACUGCAACCUCGCCGAUUCGGAAUGCCCAAAGAGAUAACGCAAGAAAUUCUCAGUGGCUGCCUCGAGCGCCCCAACAACGAGGCGCACAUCCUCCUAUGAGCCAGGAGAGGGAAGUUCCUCGGCAUCGGAGGUAUCGACCAUCACGUGGUAAUGCAUGGGCGGUGACAGCCAAUGCGGACAGUGAUCCAUUAGAGCCAGCUCUUUCACCUUUACAGGCCCAACAACCAGAUGAGGGGGCCUCAUCAAGUUCGACGAUGCCCACUGACAAUGGUGAAAACACGGCAGAUGCCCAACCUCAGCCAACAAAUACUUCGGUGGCGUCCGCAGUACAGAACAGGAUUCGGCCAUGGUGA